CCCGGAGCCGCCGCGCCAUCGCCCGGAGCCGCCGCAGCCGCCGGAGCCGCCGGGCCGGGCGCGGGCCCGCAGCCGCCGCCUUUGAGACAACCUCUGCGGCGGCGGCCGGCCGCCAGGCUGGGGCAGCUCGGGCCUGCUCCGGGCCUCCUCCCCGCUCCCGCCACCGCCGAGCCUGCGGCCCGGGCCCGCCCGCAGCCAGGCCUCCGGCUACCUGCCUUCCCUGGGCGCCCUGCCCUGGAGCCAUGGGGCCCACCUAGCCCCCGCCUGCCCGGACGGCCCGGCCCGGGCACUGCUGACCUCGGCCGCACGGAGAGCCCGCCCCAAAGCCCCUCGCCGGCCCCCGCAGCCCGAGACCCUGGGUGAGGCCCUGGGCCGGACCUGCAGCCCCAGGCAGCCUCCCGCCCCCCUCUGCCCGCCCUGCCUGCCUCCCGCCCCCCCACCCCUUCCUCCUCCUCCUCCUCCUCCUCCUCGGACUGGACCAGAGAAGCCGCUGUGGCCACCGGGAGGGGCCCUGCCCCCCCAGCUCUCGCCAGUCGCCCCCAAGAGUCCUCGGGGAGGCUGGGGUCCCCACCAGGCCUGGCGGGACCAGGAUGCUGCCCCUGCUCCUCCCCCCCGGCCCCACCCAACGCCCCCUCCCACCCUAACACCCUGUCUGACCGGAGACAGCCGGAUGCCGGCUGACCCCGGGCCCGAGGCGGGCAGCGGCCGGCCGGGCCUCCUCAUGUCCUGCCUGAAGGGCCCCCAUGUCAUCCUCAAGAUGGAGGCCAUGAAGAUCGUCCACCCCGAGAAGUUCCCCGAGCUGCAGGCGGCCGCCCCCUGCUUCCCACCCGCGCCCCGGCCCACCCCAGCUCUGGCUCCCAAGCGGGCCUGGCCCUCGGACACCGAGAUCACCGUCAGCCAGGCAUGUGGGGGGGACAUGCCUGCCCUGGAGGGGGCGUCCCGCACCCCGCCCCUGCCACGCCGGCCCCGCAAGGGCAGCGCGGAGCUGGGCUUCCCCCGCGUGGCGCCCGUGGACGAGGUCUUCGUGAACCAGUACGUGAUGCGGGCGCCGGGCCCCACGGCCCCCGGGCCCCCCGCCGGGGAGCCCCUGGAGUGCCCCACCUGCGGGCACACGUACAACGCCGCGCAGCGGCGGCCUCGCGUGCUGUCCUGCCUGCACUCCGUGUGCGAGCAGUGCCUGCAGAUCCUCUACGAGUCCUGCCCCAAGUACAAGUUCAUCUCCUGCCCCACCUGCCGCCGCGAGACUGUGCUCUUCACCGACUACGGCCUGGCCGCGCUGGCCGUCAACACGUCCAUCCUGAGCCGCCUGCCGCCCGAGGCGCUGACCGCCCCGUCCGGCGGCCAGUGGGGGGGUGAGCCCGAGGGCAGCUGCUACCAGACCUUCCGGCAGUACUGCGGGGCCGCCUGCACCUGCCACAUGCGGAACCCGCUGUCCGCCUGCUCCAUCAUGUAGUGCCCGCCCGCCGCCCGCCGCCCCCGCCGCCGCCUGCUUCCGGGACCCGGCCCUGCCCCAUCCCCCCACCCCCCACCCCCCACCGCUUCUGGCCCCCAUCUGUGUGGCAUUGUCGCUGCAACAACUUUGCCAUUAAAACUCUGCCAAAGUU
Molecule: messenger RNA, 1604 nt
Organism: Pipistrellus kuhlii (Kuhl's pipistrelle)
Lineage: Eukaryota; Metazoa; Chordata; Mammalia; Chiroptera; Vespertilionidae
Gene: RNF208
Product: ring finger protein 208
Exons: 2
Coding region: 671-1453 (260 amino acids)
Biological process (GO): protein ubiquitination
Molecular function (GO): ubiquitin protein ligase activity
Source: RefSeq, a predicted model, not a curated record